This is a messenger RNA of Ipomoea triloba (trilobed morning glory), 1503 nucleotides long. RefSeq names its product 8-hydroxygeraniol dehydrogenase-like. The coding region runs from base 78 to 1295 and encodes 405 amino acids. The transcript is spliced from 5 exons. The record is from RefSeq and is a predicted model, not a curated record. Gene Ontology annotation, biological process: lignin biosynthetic process. Gene Ontology annotation, molecular function: zinc ion binding; cinnamyl-alcohol dehydrogenase activity. Lineage: Eukaryota; Viridiplantae; Streptophyta; Magnoliopsida; Solanales; Convolvulaceae.
AAACUCAAUUAUUUUUGUAUGUGUACAGCGGAUGAGAAAUAUCAAAUAAAUAUCAGGAUAACCACAAGUAAGGUGAUAUGGCAAUGCCACUUGCACAUUUUCUUCAUGGCCCCCUACUCUUUCAUACCAAUAAUAUAACCUUCCCUACCUGUUUACCAUUAAAAUCUCAUCACUCUGCUCUCACCACUCUCAAAUCCUUGCCAGUAGCAACUGAAAUGGCAGCUAAAUCGUACGAGGAAGAGUUCCCAGUGAAGGCCUUUGGAUGGGCAGCUACUGAUACCUCUGGGCUUCUCUCUCCUUUCAAGUUUUCCAGACGAGAAACGGGUGAAAAAGAUGUGCAGUUCAAGGUUCUGUAUUGUGGCAUCUGCCACUCUGAUCUUCACCAGAUCAAGAAUGAUUGGGGCAUCACCACUUAUCCAAUUGUACCUGGACACGAAAUUAAUGGCGUGGUGACUGAGGUUGGGAGUAAGGUGGAGAAAUUUAAGGUUGGAGACAAAGUUGGAGUUGGCUAUAUCGUAGGCUCUUGUUGCAAAUGCCAAAACUGCGAAAACAAUUUGGAAAAUUAUUGUCCCAAAAACGUAACAACUGCCAACGGCAAGAUUAAUGGCACCGUGACAUAUGGUGGUUACUCCGACAUCAUGGUUGCUGAUGAGCGGUUCGUCGCACGUUGGCCGGAAAACUUGCCCAUGGAGGCUGCUCCGCUAUUGUGCGCCGGAAUCACCACUUAUAGCCCCUUGAAAUACUACGGACUUGACAAGCCAGGGAUGAGCAUUGGGGUUGUGGGUCUUGGAGGGCUGGGCCACUUGGCGGUUAAGUUUGGGAAGGCUUUUGGAAUGAAGGUGACAGUGAUUAGCACCUCUGCUAGUAAGAAGCAAGAGGCUAUUGAGCAUCUGGGCGCAGACUCGUUCUUGAUUAGCCGUGACCCCCACCAAAUGGAGGCUGCAAUGGGCACGUUGGAUGGUAUACUCGACACGGUUUCUGCUUCUCAUCCUGUUCUGCCAUUGCUAAGUUUAUUGAAGACAAACGGGAAGCAUGUGAUGGUGGGUGUACCAGACAAGCCACUUGAACUCCCAGUUGCUCCCUUGAUUACAGGUAGGAAGAUGUUGGGUGGGAGUAGCGUUGGAGGAUUGAAGGAGACACAGGAAAUGCUUGAUUUUUCUGCAAAGCACAACAUAACACCGGAUGUUGAGGUAGUUCCCAUGGAUUAUGUGAACACUGCCAUAGACCGCCUUAAAAAGAACGAUGUUAAGUAUAGGUUUGUAAUUGACAUUGGACAAACAUUAAACGCUGCUUAAGGUGCACAAUUUGGUUUUCAUGUUAGCUCGUAACAGAAGCUUAUAAGCUUUCCUAGAAACCAAGUGUGAGAGGUUUAGUGUUCUCAGAGUUGUGGCUGUGUUCACAUCCUUUUGUUGUAGGGAGGUUAAUCGUCUUAUUAAACACGAUGUAUCAUUGUAACCCCUUAAAGUUUUACAAGAAUAAAGUUAUGGAUCACUUGCUGUUACU